This is a messenger RNA of Enterobius vermicularis (human pinworm), 1536 nucleotides long. The record is from the annotation of a GenBank genome assembly. NCBI's taxonomy places the organism in Eukaryota, Metazoa, Nematoda, Chromadorea, Rhabditida, Oxyuridae.
AUGGGGAAAAACGUAGAAGAACGACCAGUCUAUGAGUCGCCUACAGAUGAACAGGAUGAUAAAAUUGGUUUGAAACCAACAAUCAACUUGUUCGGUGGUGUGAUGAUCAUUGUUGGAUGCAUUAUUGGAUCCGGAAUAUUUAUUUCACCAAAGGGUGUUCAUGAAAGAGGCUAUUUAGUUCAAAGAACAACAACAACAACAAUAACAAAGCACUUUCUAGAUGCUGGUUCGGUUGGAUGGUCUUUAGCAAUAUGGAUCAUAUGUGGAGCAUUUUCGGCAAUUGGUGCUUACUGUUAUGCGGAACUUGGUACAUUUAUUCGAUUAUCCGGCGGUGACUAUGCAUAUGUUUUAGCAGCUUUUGGGCCACUACUAGGUUUUCUUCGAAUGUGGAUUGAAUGUAUUAUUAUUCGACCGUGUACCAUAACUGCAGUGGCAAUAACAUUCGCCACCUAUAUCUUGCGACCAUUCUUCAGCACAUGUGGUGCACCACAGCUCACACCACAAUUGCUUGCUGCUAGUUGUAUUGUGCUGUUGGCGUUGGUCAAUUGUGUCAGCGUGAAAUUUGUGACCUUCAUUCAAAAUUUAUUUACUGUUGCAAAAUUAGCUGCUCUUGCUCUUAUUAUUUUUACCGGGAUAUUUCUUAUUAUUUAUGGAGAUCCUUAUCGAGAUUCAUUCGAAAAUAUGUGGGACGGUACCCAAUGGGGACCUGGCAACGUUGCACUCGCUUUCUAUUCUGGACUGUGGGCUUACAAUGGUUGGAACUAUUUGAACUUUAUCACCGAGGAGCUUAUCGAUCCAACGAAGAAUUUGCCACGAGCCAUUGCUAUUAGUUGUACAAUUGUUACUGUUGUAUAUUGUAUGACAAAUGUUGCUUUCUACGCAGGUACUUCACCAGAAGAGUUGCUUGAAUCGAACGCAAUUGCUGUAGACUUUGCGAAUCGGUUUUAUGGCAUAUUUGCGUGGACAAUGCCGGUUAUGGUUGGCUUAUCCUGCUUUGGCACGGUUAAUGGAAUUAUGCUAACGUCUUCACGGCUUUUCUUUGUCGCUGGUCGCAAUAAGCACAUGCCAUGGUUACUUAGCUUUAUUAAUCCGAUUUAUAAUACACCAAUUCCCGCCGUACUCUUUACUGCAUUACUUUCAUGUUUUUAUUUGCUUUUAUCAGAUAAUAUCUACACUUUGAUCAAUUAUGUUCAAAUUGUUAACUGGAUAGCUAUUGGAAUGGCAACUGCUGGAUUAUUGUAUCUUCGGGUAAAACAACCACCAAGGAAAUAUCCACGGCAACUGCAAGUUAAUCUUGUUUGGCCAAUAAUUUUCUUGGCGGGUUGUGUAUUUUUGGUAGUAUUUCCAAUGUACCAAGCUCCAGUUGACACAGCUAUCGGUAUUAGUAUUAUGAUGACAGGUUUACCAGUGUAUUUCUUAUUUGUUCACAACGCUGGAAAGUUAUCCUUUGUCGAUUCAUUGAUGAAUAGCUUUACUUUAUCAGUACAAAAACUGCUGCUAGUGGUACCGACUAAGGAAAGUGCCGAGGGCGAAUGA